AUGCAUUUCCAGGCCCUACUUGUCGGCUUUUGCGCCUUUGUGGCUGCAAUUGCCAUUGCCAGCCCUGUUCCUCGAGAUAGUCCCUUUGAGGACAUGCUCAGCAAGAGACAGUCCGCGCCGAUGAAUUCCUCCCUGAUGGUGGAUCUGGGCUAUGAGAUGUACAAUGGCGUGCAUAAUUCGACUUCUGGCUUGAACACUUGGCUUGGAAUCCGCUAUGCUGCUCCUCCUACCGGUCAAAUGCGCUUCCAGAAGCCGCAACCUCCAAAGUCAAAUCGCAAUAUGGUCAUUCAAGCGAAUGCCCUGCCUCCACGGUGCCCUCAAUCUUCAUUUCUUCCAUAUUAUGUGAGCGGCACAAAUAUCACUGGCAACGAGGACUGUCUGUUCCUCAGCGUAUAUGCGCCGCCUAAUGCUACAAAUUUGCCCGUGUUUGUGUGGAUUCAUGGCGGUGGAUAUGGACUAGGACAGGGAGACCAAGAUCCGACAAUGUUAAUGGCCGCGAACAAUAAUUCAUUUGUAUCUGUUAUUAUACAAUAUAGGCUUGGCGCAUUCGGAUUCCUUUCUUCGGAUGAAGUGUAUCGCUACGGCACGCCUAACGCAGGUAUCCAUGACCAGUAUUUUGCUCUGGAAUGGACGCAGUCUUAUAUCCACUUGUUUGGCGGCAAUUCCUCUCAGGUGACAGUUGCAGGCGAAUCUGCCGGCGCAGGAUCAGUCAUGCUCCAAGCCAUGGCGUUUGGAGGGCAAGAUGGGACCAGACUUUUUAGUAACGCCAUUGCUGCUAGUCCGUAUCUGCCCACGCAAUGGGGCUACGCGGACUUUGUUCCGUCGCAGUCAUACUAUGCAUUUGCCAAUGCAGCGGGAUGCUUCCACGGCGUCAACUGGGGCGGCUUCAACAAUUCCAUUUUCGAGUGUCUUCUCAACAAAGACACAAUGACGUUGCAAAUGGCCAGCAAUAACGUCUCUAUCGAGGGAAAAUUCGGCACCUGGGGAUUCUUGCCCGUCACGGAUGGAGAAUUCAUUCAGAACUUGCCUUCGGUGCAACUGCAGCAGGGCAAAGUCAAUGGUCUCCGUAUGCUUGCGGGGAAUAAUGCCAAUGAAGGACCGCUGUUCACGCCCCAAAAUAUCACGACCGAGGACGACUUUUUGGCAUUCCUCAAUACCACGUUCCCGCUAUUCGACAAUGACGAUCUCGCAAAAGUCUUGAUGUAUUACCCUUCAUCAAACGCGUCUGAUACUCCCAGCAUGCCUCGCUUCAGCACCACUGGCACAUCCGGUCCGUCUGCAUUGAAUGAAAGUGAAUUCGGCACUGGUCAGCAACAGCGCGCAGACAACCUGUACGGCGAAAGCACCUUUUCCUGCCCCGCGUACUGGCUCGCCGAAGCGUACACGAAGCCCGGCUACGAAGCGUAUCGAUACCAGUAUUCUGCCCCGCCGGCCCAGCAUGGCAGCGACGUGCAAGCGUACUUUGGCCCGCCUUCGCCCUUGUACUCUCCUGACCUGAUGAACGCCUUUAUGCAAAUAUGGGGCAACUUCAUCACGCACAACAACCCAUCCAUUCCCAACGCGGUCGCCAACAACGCUACGUCUUCCACUGCUUCCAAUUCCACGUCGUCCUCUUCCGCGAAUAAUACAUUCAACCCAGCAAGCCAAUGGCCCAUGUACUCGCUCGCCCAGCCAUACAUGAUCAACCUCAACGUGACCUUGUCUACCGGCGGAAUGGCAGCGAAUAUGACGAGCAUCAGCGCCGUGCCUGGCGCCCCGAACGUGUCUGUCCUCACGGGCCCCAAUGUCGUCAACGACUUUAGUCUUGUCAAUGCGUAUACGUGGGAGGCUGGACGAGGUAUCCGCUGUGAUUUCUGGAGAAGCAUUGGUAGUUUGGUUCCGGAGUAG
This is a messenger RNA of Xylona heveae TC161, 1887 nucleotides long. RefSeq names its product alpha/beta-hydrolase. Lineage: Eukaryota; Fungi; Ascomycota; Xylonomycetes; Xylonales; Xylonaceae. The record is from RefSeq and is a predicted model, not a curated record. The transcript is spliced from 10 exons. The coding region runs from base 1 to 1887 and encodes 628 amino acids.